AAAUGUGCGUGGAGAAGUGGUGGUGUGUGGGAAGGUGACGGAGUGGGUGUAUGUGUGGGGACAGGGUGAGAUGCAGCAACUGCGCGAGAAGCUGGCGUCGGCGGAGAGAACGUGCAAGAGCGAAGCGCAGCUGAAGGAGAAGGUGCAGCUCCGGCUGAAGGUGCUGGAGGAGGGGUUGAAGUCCGGGAACGGGACGGUGCGGCGUGGUGCGGGUGCGGGUGGGACGGUGGAAGCAAAGCGAAGCUCGAGCGUGACGAGCAACGGAAGCGUGCGGAAGGGGAGCGGGAGCGAAGAAGGAGCAAAAGUGCUUGCGAACGGUUCCCGAGCUCGGCGGUCUGCGGUAAGCCAGCUGAGGGCGAUGGGUGGGCCGUUGGUGAAGAACGGGCGGUUGACGUCGAAGUCUUUCGAUGGUGGUGGCGGGGGUCGGAGUAGCAGCGGGGGCUCGUACGACGCGGGGGGUAUGGCGGCGCUGAAGCCAUUCACGAACGGGUUUGAGGAGCUGCGGGCAGGGAUAAAGACGGAGAGCAGGAGCUGCAGCGGCGAAGCGGGUGCAAGUCCCGAAGGCGCGAGCGCGCAGGGCGAGGAGGGUAGCGAGGGCGCGAAGGAGGAGGGAGGGGAAGGCAAGGCGGCAGCGGAAUGCGGUGGUGCAGGAGGAGUGGGACGCAGCGGUGCAGCAGGGGAUGCGGGAGAAGGAGCGGGCGACACGGUGUCGGGGGUGCUGUACGAUAUGUUGCAGAAGGAAGUGAUAUCGCUGAGAAGAGCUUCGCAGGAGAAGGACCAAAGCCUGAAGGACAAGGACAAUGCGAUAGAGAUGCUGUCGAAGAAGGUGGACACGCUGGGGAAAGCGAUGGAGGUGGAGGCGAAGAAGAUGCGGCGAGAAGUGACAGUGAUGGAGAAAGAGGUGGCAUCGAUGAGGGUGGACAAGGAUCAGGAACGGAGAAUGAGGCGGCUGAGCAUGAUGAAGGAACCUGUAAAUAGUUCACAGCGGCUUUCUCUUUCUGGAAGAGCAGCGAACGGUAGCCUGAGGCAGGGACCGUGAGGAGCGGCGACAUGGAGUGGGUUGCUGGACUAGACAUUGAUUAUGCAAACCAUGCAAAAUGCAGAGACUAGAGAAGUCUACAGAAGGCAGGCGUGAUGCUGGCGCGUGUUUUACGAUAGCGGGAUUGCUGCGUCAUGGUUGGUGCGGUUGUGAAUGAAGAUAGAAAAGUGCGGGUGCUGUGGACAUUCCAGAGACCCCAAGAUUUAUACAGCAGCAAGAUUUCCGUGCGCCCGUAGGUUACCAGCAUGAAUGUACUGCUCGGAACAGCUAUGUCCCUCUGAUUAGCCAGCAUUGCGUAGAUUCUUUGAAUGCCGUGCUGGUGAGAUGUGGACGUUCUGGUGGGUUUGUGUCGAACUUUUUGCUGGAAAUUGUGGGACCUCGAGUUCCUUGCACUUGGUUGCAGUUGAUUUAUUUUUCAGCCUGGAAUAUACAGACUACCUCUUGUUGUUGGGGAUAGAAUGGGUUUUUGUUGGCUGCUAGGUGUUUAGUUAUUGGGUUUUCGAGGGGGCGUUUCUCGUCUGCUUGUAUCAGUGAUUUUCAUAUGGUGAAGGAGAGUGGUUUGUGCCAGGA
Messenger RNA from Physcomitrium patens, 1609 nucleotides. The record is from RefSeq and is a predicted model, not a curated record. NCBI's taxonomy places the organism in Eukaryota, Viridiplantae, Streptophyta, Bryopsida, Funariales, Funariaceae.